Paramecium octaurelia is the source of this 1172-nucleotide messenger RNA. The record is from the annotation of a GenBank genome assembly. Lineage: Eukaryota; Ciliophora; Oligohymenophorea; Peniculida; Parameciidae.
AUGUCAUUAGGAAAAUUAUUGACAUUUAAAAUCUUCCACUAUCCCAUAAUUUUAAUCAAUUGCAUUAUUAUCCAUAUUUAUGGUAAAUUAGUGUAAUUUUAAUUAUAGUGACCUAUUUCUCGAGUGAAUUCAUUUCAAUGUGGAUUCUAAACUCAUUUAUGUCACUUUAACAUUAAAUUAUGUGUCCUAAUCAAUCUUAUCUUUUAAUAAAUUUGCUAUUGAAUUUACACAUAAAUAAUUUUUGCAUAAUGUUGUAAGAAAAAGUCAGAGAAGGAAAAAAAAAAUCAAAGAAAUAUUAACUUGGCUUAUACUUUGUAAUUGUAGUUGAAUUUUUAAUGACUUGGGGAUUGUAUACUGUCUUCAUUCAUUAAUAUCAAAACUUAUUAAUCAAAUGUUUAAGAAAUUUAGCUAUAGCAUUAUGGGUUAUAUCAGAAAUUUGCUACAUUAGAAUUCAAUUUUCAGACCCUGGAGAAAUACUAUAGAAGACAGUGCCAUUGAAAUUACUUAAUAAUUCGCAAUUACUGUAGUAUUACCAAAAUAUUUGCGAUAAGUGCAACAGUUGGAAGCCCCCUAGAGCACAUCAUUGUAAAAGGUGUCAGAAAUGUAUUUAUAAAAUGGAUCAUCAUUGCGAAUGGACGAAUAAUUGUGUAGGAGCUUUAAAUUAAAAAUAUUUUGUACUAUUUCUACUCUACGUGUUUUGUUACAUUAUCACUAUCUUAUCAAUACAUAUUUUGGGAAUUUACUCUUUCUUUAUGACGAAUUAUUAAAAUAUAUGGGAUUCAUUAACGGCUAAUUAAUUUGAGAUUGUUGAAGUCAUCUUGGUCAUAAUAAUGUGUUCUUUCUUUUCAUUUUUUGUCAUUUCAAUGCUCUGGGAUCAAAUUUAAGUAAUUAGAGACAAUUAAACAGUGAUCGAGUCAUUAUAAGGCAAAUUCGGGAGAUAAUAAUCAUUUUUACAAAAUAUGAAGUAAUUCAUGGGUGAUGAAAAAUGGUAUUAUUGGUUGAUACCAACUACUCCAAUAUUGAAGUUGAACUAUGCAGAAAUAGUCUAUGGAGAGUCAUUGUUCAAUAUGGGAACAUCUUAUUUAGAAGAUAUCAUUUAUGAUGAAAAGAAUCCGUAAAGUGCCUACUUUGCUGAAUUUAUGAUAGAUAAUUAUAAAAAGAAGAAGACUUGA